Didymosphaeria variabile is the source of this 615-nucleotide messenger RNA. RefSeq lists its product as uncharacterized. The record is from RefSeq and is a predicted model, not a curated record. The transcript has 2 exons. NCBI's taxonomy places the organism in Eukaryota, Fungi, Ascomycota, Dothideomycetes, Pleosporales, Didymosphaeriaceae. The coding region runs from base 1 to 615 and encodes 204 amino acids.
AUGGCUGCUUCUGCCUAUUCAACUCAGGACACAUCUGUGUUUCCCUUCCCAGUCGACCAGGUCCAGAUCGACCCCACCAAAACCCCGGAGCCUUACAAUAAUGGCCUUCGUAUUUUCCAGAAUGCGCCUGUCAACUGGGUUGGCAACAACGAGUGUAACCUGCAUUCUACGGCGAUUAUCACUCAAUACGCCUACCAUGACGUCAAGUUCUACUAUAUCAUCUACGAGGUUUCUUCCAGCAAUGGCGCCACCAUGGAACAUGGCUGGCUUCCCUUCGCCUACGCCGGGGGCUUCCUGGAAGGCGAGUGGGAAGAUUACAAGAACGACAGCGAGGAGUUCACUCACUCCGGCAUCAUCAAGGACCUCCGCGAUGAGGCUACUAACUGUUUUGCUGACCUCCUAUCCGCAUCCAUUACCGAUGGUGGCGACGCCACCCGCUCGCUCGCGGAAGAGACGAUGAUUCUGACUCUUUCUGGUCAACUCACUGACAUCAUGGACAAGCAUAUCGCAGCCAUGAAGGCGAGAGCGAAAGGAAUCAAGGAGUUGGACGAAGUUUUGGAUGAUAUUCUGAAGAACAACCCCCCUGGUGCUCAGGGGAGUGCCAACGGCGCUUGA